UUGCUUUCCAAGAAGAAAAAUCUUUGUCUUUGACUACUUGUGAAACACCAUCAUCUAGAGGACCAACCGAAGCCAAUUUCUUGAUUUCCUGCCGCCGAGUUUUUGAGAACAAACCAGAUUUCUGUAUUCGCCUUCCGAAGGCGCAGUUUGACUCGGGAAGAGAAGCCGGUUCUCUUCAUUUCUUUCCGUCUCUGACCGUUCAGGCGUUUCUACAACAUUGGUCAUCUUGUCUCGCUUUCCAAAUCGUUUCUUCACAUGAUUCGGCCAAACUCAUCUCGUUAAUCGUCUAUGUGCUACACAAUUCACGGUCCCAAGAAAGUUUCACUUAUGUGGCGACUGAAACUGUUAGAAUCCUUGAGGGUUCGAUGGUUAUUGAAUCUUGAUAAGAGUCAGGAUUUUCUUUCUUUGCAUUGCCGAUAUAUGGCUGAAAGAAGCAGAGGAAAUGGCUCAUUUUGAUUCUUGCGGCGUCCUUCUGGUUGCUCGCUGAUAAUGUGGGACGCAGUCUUUGUGGCUAGAGGUGGUAGAUUGUGGCAGUAGAGGGUGGUGGUGGUAGGGACUAGGUGAUAUGGUGGUGCUUGAGAAGGAUGGAUGGUGGUAGUGGUAGGAGAUGGUCUUGAUAGAGGAUGGUUGUAGGCGGUGGUAAUAGUGGUAGGGGAUAAUGGUUAAAUGUUGCGUUGUACUGGCGGUUUUUCCAUUUUUUGCUUAACCAAGUAGAAAAGAAGUUUUUGCAAACAGAGAAAAGGGAAAGGAGGAAAAAAAAAAACUUUCUUGAGAAUGUGAUGAAGAAAAAUUGUCGACCGAAAUUUGUCCACCAAAUUUAUAUCUUGCAAUCAAGUGGUGUCUAAUUCUAACCACUUGGUUAAAAUGUGCUUUUAGUAUAUCUCCAAAUUGAACAUUUAGCUAUCUAUUGUCAACGUUUUUAUCUUCUGCUUUCUUUGCAUAUAACCCUGGUGGCUGUUUAGGGGCAUUUACGGUGGUAAGAACCACACAGUUACAAAGAUUAGCAUUUCCUCCGAUGGUGUUUUAAUAUAGAAAUACUGGAUUUUAGCUUUUCCUAAAUGACACUUUAUAGAAUGUUUUGUGCCUUUGACAGUUACCAUGACAUAGGUUUAAAUUGAAUCAUUGAACAUGUAUCAACUUGGACUCUUUGUGCCCUCUGCAUUUAGAGGCCAAUUAAUUUUGGUGCAUUAUUUGGUGAAAAUCCAUCAAUUUGGUAGCAUCCCGUUGCCACCCCGGUUGAUGCCUGUGCUUUGAGAAGGAUUUGUGAUUAACAGUUACCCUUCUAUUACAAAUGGAUGGAAUUCAUGAAAACGGUGCAGUCAACUUGAGGUGUUAGUUUUUGCUUUCAGAGUUGGACAAAGGAUUGAAGCAUGAUUGUGUUUGAUAUGGAAAUUUGGGUAAAAAAGUGGGCAAAGAUUUUGGAGAUUUUCUUCCUCAAAAGAGCAUUUGAACUCAAAGCUGUUCAGCAAAGAAACUAUUGACAUAAAGCAAGAUCGGACUUCCAGGGACCAUUCUCGCGAUAGAAAUGUCAGCUCCUAACGAUGAAAAUGCAACUCCCCAUGCUCAGCUCACUUCCCAUCUCUUUGGGGAGCUUCUUGAUUCUGUAAUCAUAGACGUUGCAUCUGAAUGCCACAGAGUGGCAAGACUGGGUCUUGACCGCAAUUUGGAUGAUGAAGAAGAGGAGUUAAGACUCUCAGCACAAGCUCGUGCAAUGGUUGCAGAUCCUAGUAAUAGUGGAGAAACAAAUGGGAAAUAUGUUGCUGACAUAUUUGGACAUACACAUCCAGCUAUUGCCAAUGAGAUAUUUGAGUGCAUGAAUUGUGGGCGUUCAAUUAUGGCAGGGAGGUUUGCUCCUCAUUUAGAGAAGUGCAUGGGAAAGGGUCGGAAGGCACGCUUAAAGGCCACACGCAGUACAUCAGCUGUACAACGACAGUCUCGUGGUAGCCCUGUCUCUGCAUACGCUGCAUAUUCCAGUUCUAUGGGCUUACAAGCCACCGGUAGAACAGCAAAUGGAAUGAUUGGCAUGGCCUCGGAGGAGUAUCAGAAGGGUGGAAAAGACCUUGCCAAUGGUGCUUUAGAAGAAUCAUAAAUAUUAGAUUAUCUGGAAAAAAUAGUUGUAGCUUAACUGAUUUUGGUAGAAGCUAAUCUGUAUAUUUUUAGCAUAUAAUGCAUUCUUUUUUCUGUUC
Molecule: messenger RNA, 2186 nt
Organism: Nymphaea colorata (pocket water lily)
Lineage: Eukaryota; Viridiplantae; Streptophyta; Magnoliopsida; Nymphaeales; Nymphaeaceae
Product: SAGA-associated factor 11
Exons: 5
Coding region: 1526-2089 (187 amino acids)
Cellular component (GO): SAGA-type complex; DUBm complex
Source: RefSeq, a predicted model, not a curated record